Molecule: messenger RNA, 3245 nt
Organism: Spodoptera exigua (beet armyworm)
Lineage: Eukaryota; Metazoa; Arthropoda; Insecta; Lepidoptera; Noctuidae
Source: the annotation of a GenBank genome assembly
AUGUGGGACAGCCAUGUUUCGGCACGAAGGUGUCAGCUCGACCGGAAUGAUACCACGGCCUCAAAGAAAACCAGCGUGCAACAACCACAGCGUUAUGUUUGUUUCACCAUACUAAUUUGUAAACCUUCGUGCUCAAAACCCUGCAUCAACGGAUACUGUCGCAACCCUGAAGUAUGUGCAUGCAAAGCUGGAUUCAUUUUGGAUCUCAAAAAUAAGUACAAUUGCUUACCACGAUGUUCAAAGCCGUGUGGGGGAGGCACUUGUAUCGCACCAGAACAAUGUUGGGAACUGGUUUAUCCGGAAGACAGUACUGAGAAAAUAUGCCAACCGAUUUGUUCAGAACCCUGCGUGAAUGGCGCUUGUGUAGCCCCAGAAACCUGUCAAUGUUUUAAAGGAUAUAUCGAAUCUGACAAGUACGCCUGCAAGCCCUUCUGCUCUAGUGGAUGCCCCAAUGGUACUUGUAUUGGUCCAGAAAUUUGUACGUGCAACUCAGGAUGGCAAAUGAUUCAGCUGGAUGGCAAUUUGACAAAAACAUGUCAGCCGAUUUGUUUGGAACCCUGCGUGAAUGGCACAUGUGCAGCUCCAGAUACCUGCCAAUGUUUAAAAGGAUAUAUAAAAUCCAAUCAGUACAAUUGCAAGCCCUUCUGCUCAAGUGGAUGCCCGCACGGUACCUGUAUCAGCCCCGAAACUUGUAUAUGUGAUGCAGGUUGGGAACUGGUUUAUCCGGAAGACAGUACUGAGAAAAUAUGCCAACCGAUUUGUUCAGAACCCUGCGUGAAUGGCGCUUGUGUAGCCCCAGAAACCUGUCAAUGUUUAAAAGGAUAUAUCGAAUCUGACAAGUACGCCUGCAAGCCCUUCUGCUCUAGUGGAUGCCCCAAUGGUACUUGUAUUGGUCCAGAAAUUUUGGAUGCCCGCACGGUACCUGUAUCAGCCCCGAAACUUGUAAAUGUGAUGCAGGUUGGGAACUGGUUCAUCCGGAAGAUAGUUCUGAGAAAAUAUGUAAACCUUCGUGCUAAAAACCCUGCAUCAACGGAUACUGUCGCAACCCUGAAGUAUGUGCAUGCAAAGCUGGAUUCAUUUUGGAUCUCAAAAAUAAGUACAAUUGCUUACCACGAUGUUCAAAGCCGUGUGGGAAAGGCACUUGUAUCGCACCAGAUCAAUGUAAGUGCAAUAAAGGAUAUAGGUUCUUCAAUAGAACCUGCGAACCAAUAUGUUCCAAACCAUGCAAGAAUGGCACCUGUGUAGCUCCAGACACCUGUAAGUGUAUGAAAGGAUUCAUAAAAGAAUCUGCCGAUGAAUUCAGUUGUAAGCCUGUCUGCUCAAGUGGGUGUUCUCAUGGGACCUGUAUCGCUCCAGAAACUUGUAAAUGCGAUGCUGGCUAUCAACUCGCUCAACCAAAAGAUAGAACUGAGAAAAUAUGCCAGCCGAUUUGUUUGGAACCCUGCGUGAAUGGCACAUGUGCAGCUCCAGAUACCUGCCAAUGUUUAAAAGGAUAUAUAAAAUCCAAUCAGCACAAUUGCAAGCCCUUCUGCUCAAGUGGAUGCCCGCACGGUACCUGUAUCAGCCCCGAAACUUGUAAAUGUGAUGCAGGUUGGGAACUGGUUCAUCCGGAAGAUAGUACUGAGAAAAUAUGUAAACCUUCGUGCUCAAAACACAACAUCACAAAGAAUAAGACUUGUACCGGAGAGAAGCCGGAGUGCAGUCCACCUUGUGUCAAUGGCUCUUGUACAGCUCCUGGUAGAUGUGAAUGUUAUUACGGCUAUGAGAAAUCUGUUAAGGAGAAUGUCUGCCGACCGCGAUGUUCCAAUGGGUGCAGGAAUGGUGUGUGCACCGACCCUGACACUUGUCUUUGCAACGCAGGAUGGGAAACAUCGGAGACGAGUAACGGAACAUGCCAGCCGGUGUGCAGAGAACCCUGCGUGCACGCGAAAUGCAUCGGUCCUGACAUCUGUGAAUGCCUCACUGGGUAUGAAGCAGCAGAGAACAAUACUUGUGUACCACGCUGCAGUAUCGUCAAUGGCUCGUGUGAGAUACAUCAAAGUCAAACCAAAUGGGUGUAUGCCGCGGCUGGUGGAACAAGCAGCUUGUUGCUGCUUACUUUCAGCUUAGUUUUAUGUAGAAAAAGAAAGCGGUCUUCUAUUAAUGGUGUGUAUGAUUUUUUGUUCUUCCUGAUUUUUGUUUUUUUAGAUGGGAAAUUAAUUAUAUCACUAAACCUGAGGCGAACGCCGCCCGACCAGGACCAGACGCGAGCGAUCGGCACGUAGCGUUCCACACGCGCCUCAAAGAGCCAAUAGACCACUACAGACGGGGCCCUAUAGGGCUGAUAUUCAGCCGGGGUUGUGUUUUAAGCGCAAUUAGUCACCGCGGCCUCGGCCCAGAGCAGCAGAAGGGACGGGGAGGUUUUUAGUCAGUAAGAGUCUAACACUCCCUCACGCUUUACCCUGGGCCGGUGAAGACAUUUGAUGAUUUUCACCUGACAAAAAAAAACUACUUAUGGGGAGAAGAGUCACACACAACUACAUCAGUCGAGAGUGUUCUUAACCAUGUUUGGUGGAAAUCUGUUUAGGUCUUCAAGGUCAUCAGGUCAUAUAUAGAGCUACUGUCGUCUCAGAACAAGAGUUCGUUCACUAACAUUUUAACAAUCAGAAGAAAAAACAAAAUAAUGACGGUGACUUUACCUGCAAGAAUUCGGAACUAUAAGUUAAUAAAAAUAGUACUUAAAUUUCAAAUUAAAUUUAUUCAAGUACUUAGGUACCUAUAAUAUAUGUUUCUCAAAAUAUGUUUAGGUUCGGUUAGGUUUUAUAAUUAUCCGGCGCCUGGGCCUUGAACAAGUCGGAGGCCAUGGUGUUUCAUGGCCCUCGACGUGCGCCGGCGCCGGGAUCUCACAUCGUGGUCAGCGGGGCUCGGAUAGCUGUCGAGUCCACCAUGAAGUAUCUAGGAUUGGUGCUCGAUAGCCGAUGGGAUUCCGGACCCCAUUUCCGGCGGCUGGCGCCUAAGCUGAUGGGCGCAGCGGGGGCUUGUUCAACGUUGCUUCCCAACCUGGGGGGCCCGAGCGCCGCUUGUAGGCGGUUAUGGGUGGGUGUACGAGCAACCCCGUACAUUUUGUCUUGUUUAGUAUUAAUGCUGACGUUGCACUUACUAUGCUGUGCAUCGCGCUCUACUUAGCAAUAAUUUACUUUAGUACAAAUAAACCCGUGAAACAGUAAACAUCGUUUUACUUAAUCAAAUCCCUAACUAAAGUCGCG